AUGGCCUCAAUGGGGCUGCAGGUGCUGGGCAUCGCCCUCUCCGUCAUCGGCUGGCUGGCCUCCAUCCUCUGCUGUGCGCUGCCCAUGUGGCGGGAGACGGCCUUUGUGGGCAACAACAUCGUGGUGGCGCAGAUCAUCUGGGAAGGGCUGUGGAUGAACUGCGUGGUGCAGAGCACGGGCCAGAUGCAGUGCCGGGUGUACGACUCCCUGCUGGCGCUGCCGCAGGACCUGCAGGCUGCCCGCGCGCUGGUGGUGGUGGCCAUCGUGCUGGCUGUGCUGGGCACCCUGCUCGCCGUCGCCGGCGGCAAGUGCACCAACUGCGUGGAGGACGAGACUGCCAAGGCCAAGGUCAUGAUCCUCUCCGGUGUCACCUUCAUCAUCGCCGGCGUGCUGAUCCUCAUCCCCAUCUCCUGGUCGGCCAACUCCAUCAUCCGGGACUUCUACAACCCUCUUGUCGCCGAGUCCCAGAAGCGGGACCUCGGCUCGUCCCUCUACGUGGGCUGGGCUGCCUCUGCGCUGCUGCUGCUGGGGGGGGGCAUCCUGUGCUGCACCUGCCCGCCGCGGGGCGAGAAGCCCUACUCUGCCAAGUACACGGCGUCCCGCUCGCUGCCGGCCAGCAACUACGUCUAG
Messenger RNA from Cygnus atratus (black swan), 630 nucleotides. RefSeq names its product claudin-4-like. The transcript has a single exon. The record is from RefSeq and is a predicted model, not a curated record. Bases 1 to 630 code for a protein of 209 amino acids. NCBI's taxonomy places the organism in Eukaryota, Metazoa, Chordata, Aves, Anseriformes, Anatidae. Gene Ontology annotation, biological process: cell adhesion; bicellular tight junction assembly. Gene Ontology annotation, cellular component: plasma membrane; bicellular tight junction. Gene Ontology annotation, molecular function: structural molecule activity.